This is a messenger RNA of Coffea eugenioides, 1065 nucleotides long. Its product is annotated as ATP-dependent DNA helicase PIF1-like. Bases 1 to 1065 code for a protein of 354 amino acids. The record is from RefSeq and is a predicted model, not a curated record. The transcript has 2 exons. Lineage: Eukaryota; Viridiplantae; Streptophyta; Magnoliopsida; Gentianales; Rubiaceae.
AUGCUGACGAAAUGGUUUGAAAUAAAUCAGAGUAAUGUUUCAGUUAGAAACUUGACUUUUGUGGAGUUUCCGAGUAAGUGGACUUGGAAGCAAAAUAGACAACAAUGGGAGUUCAGAUUGCAAGGUAGGUGUAUUGGAAGGCUACCAUAUGCACAUGCUCACUCUGGUGAGCGAUACUAUUUGAGAACGUUGCUGCAUAAAAUUCGUGGUGCACGAAGUUAUGAACAUUUGAAAACUAUUAAUGGAACUGUACAUCCAACAUUCAAAGCUGCAUAUGCAGUACUUGGUCUUCUAAAUGAUGAUAAUGAGUGGAAUGAAGCUUUAGCUGAAGCAUCUACAUGGGCAUUUGCAAAAAAUUAUGAAACAUAUUCUGUCUAUCUAAAUUUGAGAAAUUCAUACAAAAAUAGUACUUACCUCAAGGAACAUGCUAUUUUGGCUCCAAAAAUGGGUGAUGUUCACAAAUUGAAUAAUAAGAUGCUAUCAAUGCUUCCUGAUCAAUCACGUGCUUACAUGAGUGUUGAUACUUUUUGCAAUACUGAAAGUGACAAUGUUGAAAAUAUGAAUCCUCCUAAAAUGUUGCACUCUUUGAAUUUUCCUGAACUUUCAAAUCAUUUUUUGGAACUUAAAGAAGGAACUCCUAUAAUUCUUUUCAGAAAUCUCAAUCAAUCAGAAGGUCAUUGCAAUGGAACACGACUUGUUGUCACCAGAAUGGGGGAUAAAGUUCUUAAGACAGAAGUCAUAACAAGAUCUAAUAUUGGAGAUUUAGUGCUCAUACCUCGGAUCUCUUUAAUGUCACAAAGCUCACGGACUCCUUUUCCAAUUAAAAGGAGACAAUUUCCUAUGAAAGUGGCAUUUGCAAUGACUAUCAACAAAAGUCAAGGCCAAACAUUGAAAAAUGUUGGCGUUUACCUUCCUAAACCUGUGUUUUCACAUGGUCAACUUUAUGUUGCUCUUUCUUGUGCUACUUCACCAGUUGGAUUGAAAAUACUAAUUGUUAAUAGAGAUAAUGAUCCAUGGGAUUACACAAAAAAUAUUGUGUAUCAUGAGAUUUUUGACUCCCUUUGA